Messenger RNA from Miscanthus lutarioriparius, 531 nucleotides. The record is from the annotation of a GenBank genome assembly. NCBI's taxonomy places the organism in Eukaryota, Viridiplantae, Streptophyta, Magnoliopsida, Poales, Poaceae.
AUGGCUUCGAUCAACAAUACGAAGUUCAAGGUUCUUGAGCUGAACGACAAGAACUAUCAAACCUGGGCACUCGACUUCAUCACUGAACUCGAGAUGAUUGAGAAAACUCUCGAGACUUUCCACCCCACCAACAUGGUACUCCAGGAGCAGUACCGUAGCAACAAGUACAUGAAGUACUGUGAUCUCAUCGAUGUGCUGCUUGCCGCCGAGGCUCAGAAUGAACUCUUGAUGAAGAACUUUCACAUGUGCCCUACUGGGACACAGGCACAUCCUGAAGCACAUGCCAAUUUCCGUAACAGCAACGAGUGGAAGAAGCGCCAAAACCCGAAGGUACACUUCGUCCAGGCAUCUGUUGAUGUCGUGAUUGAACUACACCUCCCGGAGCCAUCAGAGCCUACAGAGAAGCUUGAAUCAGUAGCUAUGGAUGUUGAUCAUAAUGCCACCGACGAUCAUACUGCUGAAAAAGGAGAUGCCUAUACUGGUGAUGAUGAUUUUGACCUCAACAACGAGGAUCUCCUUGACGAGGAGUAG